AUGUCUUAGAUUAUAUCAACACCCUAACAAAUAAAUUAACACCCAGUUAACAACUCCUCUUCAAAGCAGCUCUUCUCCUUCUCUAAGGCAGACCGUUUUUCUAUGCCAAAGAAGAUAAUGAAUCAUAAAAUCUCUUACGAUUUGCCAAGCAUGAAAUCAAGCAGAGCUGCUGGAAUAGGAUAUGGUGGAAGAGAUAUAUUCAAAACUGGAGUUGAUAGUCCAUCUCCAACCAAUUAUAACCAUAAGUCUGAUUUUAACGCUACAACAGUCUCCAAAGCUUUUAGUUUUGGUAUUGCAAGAGAAGCUUACAGCAAAGUGUAUAUUAAAGAACAUCCAAUAAGAGAUCCAAGUGUUCCAGGACCAGGGUAGUAUUAGAUCCCAGGCAUUGUUGGUAACGAAGCAUCAAAGUAUACUAUGAGACCAAAGACCGUUAGCAUGUCUGAUCUGAAUUACAAGGGUUAACCAGGUCCAGGUUCUUAUGAACCAAAACCAGCACUGAAUGAUAAAGGUUAUUACUACGUAUCGAAAUUUAAGAACUCUAUGGCAACUAGCAUUGAUCCCCCUACGAAGAAAUCUGUGCCAGGACCAGGCUAGUAUGAAUUCAACUAGGGUAUGAAUUAGCAGGGAAGUUAUUUUGUCUCUAAGUUUAUGAGCUCAAUGUGCAGAACACACUAUCAUGCAGACAGAUCUACUUUGCUUGGACAAAAGUUGUAAACACCAGGCCCAGGUAAUUAUAGAUUACCUAGUGACUUUGGCUACUAUGAAUCUAAGAAGAAAUACGAUAGUCAAAGAUCAGCUACAGGUAGUCCCGCUAGAAGAAUGGCUAGCAGUGCUAGUCAACCUGUGUUAAAUAAUAACAAAAAAGAAGAACUCUGA
This is a messenger RNA of Stylonychia lemnae, 876 nucleotides long. NCBI's taxonomy places the organism in Eukaryota, Ciliophora, Spirotrichea, Sporadotrichida, Oxytrichidae. The record is from the annotation of a GenBank genome assembly.